AGAAAAUCUGUUAUUAUCUAUAGUCACAGACAACAAUGGCAGGUAGUAAAAACAAGUUAGUGUACAGUUCUUAUUCUUUGUAUCCAAACUUGUUAAGGUUAGUUUUCAUCAUCGUCAUCAUCUCAGUAUCGGGCAGUAGUCACGAAGUUUCUAACUCUACUGCCGUCAUCAAAUAUCUUCCUGGUUUUUCCGGUCCUCUACCGUUCUACUUUGAAACAGGGUACAUAGGAGUGGAUGAGAAAGAAGAUGUUCAGUUAUUUUACUACUUUGUCAAGUCAGAGAGAAAUCCCAUGGAGGACCCCGUAAUGCUCUGGCUGACCGGAGGCCCUGGUUGCUCUGCUUUCAGUGGUCUUGUCUAUGAAAUCGGUCCUCUGAAGUUCGACGUCGUGGAAUAUAAGGGCAGUUUACCCACUCUGGUGCAAAACCCGUAUUCAUGGACAAAGGUUGCAAGCAUUAUCUUUUUAGAUUCACCGGUGGGUACUGGAUUCUCAUAUUCAAGAAGCCAACAUGGUUGGAUGACAAGUGACCUAAAGUCUGCUAACCAAGCUUACCAGUUUCUCAAGAAGUGGCUGAUAAUUCACCCGGAGUUCACCUCCAAUCCUAUAUAUAUUAGCGGUGACUCGUAUUCUGGCUUACCUGUUCCCGUCAUAGUCCAACAUAUUCUAGAUGGAAAUGAAGCGGGGCACAAACCGUUCAUCAACGUCAAAGGAAUCGUUCUUGGCAAUGCUGUAACAGAACCAACUCUCGAGGGCAAUUCCAAAAUCCCAUUUGUUCAUGGAAUGGGUCUAAUAUCUGAAGAACUUUACGAGUCGCUUAAGAAAACUUGUGAAGGAGAGUACACAAAUGUAAGCCCUUCCAAUACAUUAUGUCAACGGGAUCUUAACUCUUACUAUCAGUAUAUUUUAGGAAUUAAUACCGUCCAAGUUUUGGAACCUGCAUGCUAUUCUAUUAUUGCGCCUGCGAAUUCGGAGAAAAUUACAACAUAUCGAAGAUCUAUGAGCGAAAAACAUUCAAAGUGGCCAAUUCAAAUGGAUCAAGAUCCUCAAUCUCCUGUAUUAGCAUGUCGGUAUAAAAAUAUUCAGAGCUAUGGUUAUUUGCUCUCGUCUUACUGGAUUAACAACGACACUGUACGGGAAGCUCUACAUAUCCGCAAUGGAACAGUAGAUAAUUGGAAAAGGUGCAACUAUGGAUUACAAUUCGAACCCAAUCUUGGGAGCAGCUUUAGCUAUCACGUAAAUCUCAGCAAAAGAGGUUCUCGGUCUUUAAUCUACAGUGGAGAUCACGAUAUGGUAGUCCCACACUUGGGUACUCAAGCAUGGAUACGGCUACUAAACUAUACCAUUGUUGACGAUUGGAGAUCAUGGUGGGUCGAUGGCGAAGUUGCAGGAUAUACAAGGAAGUACUCAAAUGAAAUGACAUUCGCGACUGUGAAGGGAGGAGGUCAUACAGCUCCAGAGUAUAAACCUAAGGAAGCCCUUGCAAUGUUCAAGAGGUGGAUUGAUAGUGAACCUGUAUGAAUGUGAUAAACUUCGAAACAAAGCAUUCUGCAUAUAUAUGUUUGUUGGUAUACUGUUUUCGAAAACAAACUAGAAAUUACAAGUAUAGGAGCAUUGUGUAUUUGUUCAUGUCGGCUUGCUCCUUGCACACAGUUAAUAAAGCAGGACUAAUGAAUAUUGUAAUCUUUAUUUUAUGUACUGUGAAUCUGUGAUUAAAAAAAUACAACUUGGACUUGUGCAUUAUAGUACUGUCCUUGGGAGUCUAGACAAUGUCGUGGAGUUGAUAUCUAGAGAUUCUAGACUUGGAUUUGCGUAACAUAUAUACUUACGAGUCUUAAACUAUGUAUUUUGCGUUAGUCGGCUUUCAGACAAAAUUAGCUUCGCAAGUUCAUUUUCUAAAACUAAAAUACUUCAAAGAUUUCAUAAAA
Molecule: messenger RNA, 1924 nt
Organism: Papaver somniferum (opium poppy)
Lineage: Eukaryota; Viridiplantae; Streptophyta; Magnoliopsida; Ranunculales; Papaveraceae
Product: serine carboxypeptidase-like 2
Exons: 14
Coding region: 36-1517 (493 amino acids)
Biological process (GO): secondary metabolic process; proteolysis
Molecular function (GO): acyltransferase activity, transferring groups other than amino-acyl groups; serine-type carboxypeptidase activity
Source: RefSeq, a predicted model, not a curated record